AAACCACACUCCCCUUCGUUGUACUUCGAUUGAUCAGAAAAGUCUUAGUAAUAUUUUACUAACUUAUGAUGUAUCCUAAAAAACCCACCUUUCUUACCAUUAUCAACGGAGCGCCGCCAGAAAGACUCCAAAGCCCUGAUAGUACAGCAGUCCUGCCAUGUUUAUUUAGAGCUCUGUUCUGUUCUCGUGCCCGUCUAAGCUGUUUUUGUGUUUGCUUAAAAGAUUUGAAUUGUAAAAUUCCUUAUUGUUUUUGUGUGGAGGGAAUUGUUUCUGAGAUUAGAUAAUUGAGGGUCUAAUGGCUCCUUUUUGAUGUUCUAAUUAGAAAAUGAUAUGUCUAUAGAUAUGCAUGUGACUAUGGACCUAAUCACUCCCUUUUUGAGUAGUUAUUUUUUCAUUCGUAUCUAUUUUGAUUAGGAUAACGAGAUCUUCUUGGCUCUUUUACUUUGAACUAAUUAGUACCGAAGAAUGUGGUUGCAGAAAUUAGUAAAUCUGAAGUUGGUGAUUGCGUGUAUUUCCUCCCUAUGUGAGGUUCUGAAAGACUUUAUGUUAUGAGGAUAUGUGAGAUCUCAAUGUGUUGGAAUAUUGCCUGACAAGAUUUACUGCCUGUUUUCGUUUUUAGUUUUUAUGGAGCAUGUAUUCAAAAUACCUGGCUGUGCUCUAUGUUCAUAUAUAUAUAUAUUUUGUUCCCUUUUGGGUGACAUGCUAUGAAUAGCUGCAAUGGAAGCACCUAAUCAGUCUGAUCUGCGAUCUGAUUUGAAACCUCAAGUCACGUACCGCUGCAAGAAAUGUCGAAGAAUCGUUGCUACAGAGGAGAUGGUUGUUCCCCAUGAACGUGGAGGUGGACAGAAGUGUUUUAAGUGGAAAAAGAGAAGUCAUACCCAAGUGGAAAAUGAGCCACCUGAAUGCUCAUCUAUUUUUGUAGAGCCCAUGAAGUGGAUGGAAUCAUUACAAGACGGUGGUGUGGAAGACAAGAUUCUGUGCAUGGGUUGUAAAACCCGGUUGGGAUCCUUCAAUUGGGCUGGCAUGCAGUGCAAUUGUGGGAAGUGGAUCACUCCUGCGUUUCAGCUGCACAAAAAUCGGAUUGAUGAAUGUCAAUUAUGAUCGAGGAUCUUAUAGCAUAUUUUUGUCAGUUUAGCAAUAUUGUCACGAGUAUAAAGCAGUUGGUUGGUACUCUAUUUGGCAAGCUUUUAGUCUAGCAUGCUUGAGAGUCCAUCAUACACUUCUCUCCUGGUUUAAUGUUUCUGAUGAAGCCCGCUAGUAAUCUUGUAAAUCAGUAAGUUGGUCGCACUUUUGCAUGUCGUGUAAUCUAGCAGGUGGGAGUCAACACGACUAAGUUUACUUGUAUACCAAAAGAAGGAACUGCUAUUAGCUGAAAUUCAGAGAGAAGCAUGUUGUGGAGAUGCUUUCUGAUUCUAACUUCUGAUUUACUGAGCGUUUAGAACAGAGCUACCUUGUAUGUAAAUUUAGUAAUCUCAUGCGUUCUAAAUUCAUAG
Coffea arabica (coffee) is the source of this 1493-nucleotide messenger RNA. Lineage: Eukaryota; Viridiplantae; Streptophyta; Magnoliopsida; Gentianales; Rubiaceae. The record is from RefSeq and is a predicted model, not a curated record.